AUGACCACUGAAGGCUCUGCCACUCCUAGAGCCAAUGUUGCAGGAGGCUUAGCGCUGGGAAACACAAGUCUUACCAGUGAGCUGGCCAUGGCCUGCUUUGACAUGUUGCGUCAAGCAAUGGGUAUACUUGAAAAUGAGGAAACUUUCGAGAAAGAGGCACUUUCGAUAUCUCACGCUGCAGAAGCUUUCACACUCUGGAUGGUAAGACACCGUGUGCCAGAUGGAGAUCUCGACAAAGUGUUAGUGCGGUCAGAAAAAGUGCAUGGUGCUGUGAUCGCUUCGCUAAGGGACAUUGCACUAAAGUUAUGCCGCGAUAUGAAUUUGAGGAUGCCUACGAGAGCGAGCGAAGAACCCCAGAGCAAGGCCAAGAUUCUAGAACUAGAAUCGUUAUUAACGCGGUCCCUUGCUUUGCUUUACAGUACGGAUUACUUGGAUGAAUACAUGGAGGAUGAGGGGGAUACCGAGGACAGUCCCUCCGAGCAUGGAGACCUUGAAUCAUGUAUAUAUGAACUUGUUACUUACGUCCAGUGUCUUAUAGACCUUGAUCCGGCCAUCGCAGAACCGACAUUCGACCCGGGAGCUACAUAUGAGGAGACAUUCACGAUAAAGCCUCUAGACAAACAUCACCAAUACGUUAUGAGGAUUCGAGAUCUGUUUCCAGAAACGCCACUGGACAUGGCUGAUCUGCUCGGCAAAUCAAAUUUGCGUCGAUACUGGGAGCUAAUUCAAGAAAGAGAGACUGCAACUACACUUUUGGAAGGCAGGGGAUUGAUUACAGCGUAUGACAAUCAAGGCGUUCUGGAUAUCGACUGCAUCAUGGCUGAAAGGCUAGCCAAAUCCAGUAGAGCCCCGAAGUCGUUUCACGACUCUGGUAUCGGGUCUUCAGUUCAAACACAAAGUGUCUAUGCGAGAUCGGCCAGGUCCUCUGCGGUGUCGAAUAUGGGUUCUGGACGGAACAGCGCAUUUCCUGCAAUUCCAUCGGAGGCGAAAUCUGGAGAUCCUUUCCUGUGUGAAGCCUGCAACCAGUUCGUGAAAGUCACCAAAUCAAGACAUUGGAAGCAGCAUCUUAUUGAAGAUCUGAAGCCCUAUGUGUGUAUAUACGCGCACUGCAGUGCUGGAGACAUUCCGUUCCCCAACCGGCAAGCCUGGUCGCAACAUAUGAGAUCAGAGCAUAGCUCUGCACAUCUAAUGGCAUACUAUACAUGCCCGUUCUGUCCCGAAGUUAGAGAAGGUGAGACCACCGCAAUGCUAGUGCAUGUGUGCAAGCAUUUGGAAGUUAUAUCUGCAAUCAUACUUCCUCGCAACAACGGCGACUCAGACGAAUCGAGUGACAGUGAGAGCAUUGACGAGGCAAAAGAGCCCUUUCUGUCAAACGAAGAUGUGUAUCAUAGCGAGGCUUCUCAGUUUAAAGCCAACACUACUUCCUCAAGUAAUGUCAAUCUCCACGAUAGCGGCUCCCCCAAAAAACAAUCAACCUCAUCAGUCGCUUCGAGUAUGCCCAAUAUUACUCUGGAUAAAGAAUUCACCAUCAAACCAUCCAAAUACUUUGUGCCGGGCGAGGUCUUCAAAUUCGAGUGGCUUGAGCCUAACGGGUCGGGGUCGAGAAAGAAAUUCUCCAACAACUCCGAAGCCUCUUUUACAGAAGCAAGUGAGAUGAGUGUUGAAGGAGAGAUGUAUUACACUAGCAUACGCCGCUUCGUUGUGGUCAGCACCGAGAACAAUUCUAGCAUCUGCGUCCCUAUUCUCACGUAUGAGGGCAGGGGCUGCAACAAGCCUGGUGUUCAGCCUGAAAACCACGGCAUCGUUUACGAGCCGCCUAACUCCCCUACUCGUUUAAGGGGUGAACCAGCGCAUGGCUUUGGACCAGUACGAAUGCAACUUUAUGCCGAAGGCGAAACCUUGGUGGCCGAAUCGAGAAUCAACUAUUCAAAAUUGGUGUCUAUUGAACAUAACUUCGCCGUUAUGUUCAUUGGGCGGAUAUAUAGUCAGGACUUCGGUACUAUCUUGGGUGCAGUGGAUCAUUGCUGGGCGAGAAGGAGGUGA
This is a messenger RNA of Neoarthrinium moseri, 2043 nucleotides long. RefSeq lists its product as uncharacterized. The record is from RefSeq and is a predicted model, not a curated record. Lineage: Eukaryota; Fungi; Ascomycota; Sordariomycetes; Amphisphaeriales; Apiosporaceae. The coding region runs from base 1 to 2043 and encodes 680 amino acids. The transcript has 8 exons.